This is a messenger RNA of Micromonas pusilla CCMP1545, 1050 nucleotides long. RefSeq lists its product as uncharacterized. Lineage: Eukaryota; Viridiplantae; Chlorophyta; Mamiellophyceae; Mamiellales; Mamiellaceae. The transcript has 5 exons. Gene Ontology annotation, molecular function: serine-type peptidase activity; protein binding; endopeptidase activity. Gene Ontology annotation, biological process: proteolysis. The record is from RefSeq and is a predicted model, not a curated record. The annotation marks the transcript as partial.
GCGACCGAGCUCGCGAACGCGUCGCUCGUGAACGAGGUGUGGACGACCGUGGACGAGAACUUCCUCCCGGCGAGGAACGCGAACGGGUUCGACCGCGACGCGUGGGCGGCGCUCAAGGAGCGAUCCGACGCGAGCCCGCCGAAGACGAAGGGCGAGGCCGCGCUCGACGAUCCGUACUCGCGGUUCGUCGACCCGACGGACUUCGCGCCGCUUCUGAAGUACGACAUCAGCGGCGUCGGCGUGAACGUCGCGGAGGACGCGGAGGACCCGACGAAGAUCCGCGUCCUCGGCCUCGUGCUCGACUCGAGCGCGGCGCGCGCGGGGAUCGAACGCGGCGACGAGAUCGUCGCCGUCGACGGCGAGAGCGUCCGCGGCAAGAGCGCGUUUCAGGCGCGUCACACUGGUCCCCAUACGACCGCGUUCGCCGGCGCGUUUCCCGAGGGAGAGGAGCGCGAGGUGACGCUCCGUCGCGCGAGCUCGGCGACGAACCCGGUGACGGCGCGCAUGGAGAGCGGCGACGUCGGGUACAUCAGACUGAAGGAGUUCAACGCGCUCGCCGAGCCGAAAGUCGCGGAGGCGGUGAACGAGCUCAGAGGGAAGGGCGCGACGUCGUUCGUGCUGGAUCUGCGGGAUAACCCCGGAGGGUUGGUGCAAGCUGGCGUGGAGAUCGCGCGACUGUUUUUGCCCCCGGACGUUAACGUCGCGUACACGGAAGGGAGGGUCGUCGCCGGCGGCGUCAAGGGCGACACCGACCCGCUGGCCGUCCUCGUCAACGGGCGAAGUGCGUCCGCGUCGGAGAUUCUCACGGGCGCGCUGAAAGAUAACUGCAGGGCGACGGUCGCGGGGAGCCGGACGUACGGCAAGGGGCUGAUACAGUCCGUGUACGAGCUCAGCGACGGCAGCGGGUUGGUGCUCACCGUGGGGAAGUACGUCACGCCGUCGCUGGAGGAUUUGGACAGGGUGGGCAUCGCGCCGAACUUCGGGAUGUUCCCGGGGUUCGCCAAGGCGAACGAGACGCUGUCGCACUGCGAGGUCCCGACGCGGCGGUGA